AUGAACAAGUACCAGAUUUGUGAUAUGAUUGGGGAGGGUGCCUAUGGCAUUGUCCUCAAAUGCAUCAACACGGAGACCAAGGAGGUGGUCGCCAUCAAAAAGUUCAAACACACGGAAGAUGAUCUCGUGCACCGCAACACCUUGCGUGAGCUCAAAAUGCUCAAGGCCCUGCGCCAUCCCAACAUCGUGCGCCUCCUAGAGGCUUUUCGCCGCAAGAAGCGCCUCAUCAUGGUCUUUGAGUUUAUGGACGGCAACCUCCUCGAGUCUCUUGAAGCCCAGCCUUAUGGCCUCGACAUUGAACUCGUCAAGCGCUACACGUUUCAGAUCCUCCUCGGUCUGCACUGGUGCCAUUCACACGGCAUCAUCCACCGAGAUAUCAAACCAGAAAACUUGCUCCUCUCUCAUGAUGGUCACAUCAAACUCUGUGACUUUGGCUUCUCCCGCCGCCUCGCCCCUGAUGGCGAACAUACGGAAUACGUGGCGACGCGUUGGUAUCGCCCCCCCGAGCUCCUCGUCGGAGCGCCGUACGACUACGCCGUGGAUAUCUGGGGCGUGGCCUGCAUCAUUGGUGAAAUGGCUGAUGGCCAACCCGUCUUUGCUGGGGACUCGGAUCUCGAUCAAUUACACGUCAUUCAAAAAGCCAUGGGCCCACUCCUGCCUGCCCACCGAGCUUACCUCGCGCGCAACAGCCGCAUGCGACAUGCCAAAAUCCUCCCCGCCUCUCGUCGAAAUGCCCUGGCCAGUCGCUACACGGCUGUUCUUCCUCUCCCUUUUUUACAGCUCAUGCUGGCCAUGCUGGCCAUGGACCCAGAACAACGACCCAGUGCCGAAGAG
Molecule: messenger RNA, 834 nt
Organism: Monosiga brevicollis MX1
Lineage: Eukaryota; Choanoflagellata; Craspedida; Salpingoecidae
Exons: 1
Biological process (GO): protein phosphorylation
Cellular component (GO): nucleus
Molecular function (GO): ATP binding; protein kinase activity
Source: RefSeq, a predicted model, not a curated record